UUUCGAUUAAGAUUAAGACAAACAGUGUCUACAAAUAAGAACAAAGACACAGUCAUGGCCGAUUACCUUAGGACAAUACUAUUAUUUGCCUUAGUGAUCUAUGCGGACUGCUGCUUCAUCAUGAUGCGUGGGGCAGAAACUAUCGAAUGCCAAUCCUCACAAGAACUUACGUUCCAGGUUACUAGAGACAUCGACAACGAGACAUGGAUCAUUGCCGAAUGCCACCCAAAAGAGAAAUCGUGCUUUUUGCGAAAUCAGUCAAAUGAAUCGAAUUACAUUAUCGCUAACACAAGUACAGGAGGAUUGCUUGUAGUUAGAAAAUUUACAAGAGAAACAUUCGGUGUUUACAAAUGUUUUGAAACAUACAACCCCAAAAAGUUCAAAACAAUCGACAUUAGCAGUAGCACUGUACCACCAGAAUUCUUUCAACUGGAAACACAAGAUCAAUCAAAUUCGAAACAGAUCGUUUUCAAUAGGCUAAAAGCUAUGACAAAUAGGGGGUUUUGCGCUACUUGAAUGCUUCUCAAGCACAAUCACAACAUUCCAAUUCAUGGCAUCUGGAACACAUGAUUUAAUCAGUAUUU
Messenger RNA from Dreissena polymorpha, 584 nucleotides. RefSeq lists its product as uncharacterized. The coding region runs from base 55 to 516 and encodes 153 amino acids. The record is from RefSeq and is a predicted model, not a curated record. NCBI's taxonomy places the organism in Eukaryota, Metazoa, Mollusca, Bivalvia, Myida, Dreissenidae. The transcript has 4 exons.